AUGGCGACUGAACUGAACCGAAAGAUAUUUGAGCGAAGCUUUGCCUACUUCUCUCGAGAUCUGAAGAACGUCCAGCGUGAUUGGGAGAAGGUCACAAAGUACGGCAAGAGCCUGGGUGUGUUGGAUACAAGCUUGCAGCUUAAUUACAGCAAUCAAUUUCUGGAAUGGGCUCUUGACGCCGAGUCCAACGAUCCAUCAGACGAUCAGAGCAUGACGGCUCUGUUACAGAAUGAUGUGGCUCUUAAUGGUGGUUUCCAUCGCCCCGGAGGUCUUGAGACAAAGGUCGCGACAUGA
Messenger RNA from Cladophialophora psammophila CBS 110553, 294 nucleotides. RefSeq lists its product as uncharacterized. Lineage: Eukaryota; Fungi; Ascomycota; Eurotiomycetes; Chaetothyriales; Herpotrichiellaceae. The record is from RefSeq and is a predicted model, not a curated record. The transcript has a single exon. The coding region runs from base 1 to 294 and encodes 97 amino acids.